AUGGAUCGGCAGCAGCAGUCCAAGCCGCAGUGUGAGCUAGAGAGUAAGUCGAGGCGACAGCUGAGCUCGCUGCGACUGUCGGAGUCGCGGGCGGUGCUGCGGAGCAAGUCGCAGGCGUCGUUGAGGGCGCUGGUGACGGGCAAGCAACUGGCCGCGAGCCACAGCAACGGAAGCGGUAGCUUGGCAGACGGAGGCGAGGUGCGGCGGCAGGACUCGAUGGUUGACGUGAGCUCGUUUGUGGCGCCUCCAGCAGCGCCAACCAAUGUGCGGGCCUCGUAUGCCUCGCUGCAGCCUUUCACAUCGUACAUGGACGAGCUCCACGUCGAGUCACUCGUCCGCAUCUCCUCGCUCCAGGCCGCCAUUCUCAAGUUUGAAGAGGCUGAUGAGGACGAAUCGGGUGGGCUAGACCUCGGUGAGUUUGUCGAUGCUUUUGGUCCCAUUCUGGGCACAGAUCUCGGCGUGGACACAGACAAGGUUGAGGAGCUCUUCCACAAGAUCGACGCCAACCAAGACGGGACCGUUGACGCGCAAGAGUUCAUCGACCACUUUAUCUCGACCUCGGCGGGCAUGCUUGGUGAAGUCCCCGAGUCCCUUGACGCCGGCGGCUCAUCGGCCGCCGGCGAGGCCGCAGCCACCACCUUUGCUCGCGAUCCGCCGCCGCCGCCACCAAAGUACCCUCUGGCCGCGCCGAUUGCGCACAUGUUCUACGCGCCGACAUUCAAGAACUACAUGGCAGUGGCCAGCGACGGCACGCUUGCUGCUUACAAGACAACGACUCUCGAGCGGGUGCUGACGGUUCAUGCUCCGGCUUCAGCUCCGCGGGUUACUUGCGCCACGUACAUCUCCGACUUUGAGACGCUUGCUCUCGGCGCUCAUGACUUUCGAGUCCACAUGUACAAGCUUGAAGGAACCAACACCAUAUUGGGCUUUGACGAGGUCUCGACGCUCAAGAUCGGCCCGCUCAAGUCGUUCCGGCUCAAGAUCGAGACUGCGGUCUCGUCGAUGUCGUUCCGCGACAAAGUCCCGUCGCUGGCCAACGUUCCGCUCGCGCUCGACUACACAAGCCUGCUGAGCGAUCCAGACCGGGCACUCUUUGCAAUUGGCGACGACACCAGCUGUGUCUCGAUCUUUGGCCUCUCCAAGCUUGCAGUCAUGACCGACGAUCGCGGGCUGGGCCAUGCGCUCGACGUGCGCGCCAUUCGUGCCGGAGACGUUCCAACCUCGCUCUCGCACAUUGCGCUACCUGUGAGUGAUGACGAGGCGUGGAUGAAGGGCCUUGUGCUCCUGCCGAGCGCAUCAUGCGAGUUUGCGGCAGCGUACGACUUGCCGGACACGUCGCUUGUGGUCGGCAGCGUGCGGCCUGACGGCGCGCCUGGCCCGUUUCGCAUCGGGGCAGUUCCGGGCGGUGUGCAUUCGGUGGCCACAUGGACAACUCUGAGCCAGGUCCCGUUUCUGGCCACCGGUGGGCGCGACACACGACUGCGAGUGUGGAAGCCGUCGAUUCUGACCGACCCGCUGCUGGUGUUUACCGGCCACACGGCACCAAUUGCCAAGGUUGUUCCGGGUCUCAACGACUACCAGCUUCUCUCGCUCGACACUGGGAACACGGUCAAGGUAUGGGACAUUCGAGUGAGCAACUGCUUGGCUACAUUUGCCGGCGUCGAGCUGGGCAAUCUGGAGGAGUGGCGGCGGCAUGGCAUGGAUGGCCCACCAGACGCGGUCACGCAACUGCUGCCGGAUCGGCUGCGGCGGCGGAUUGUGGCGUCGUCGAACGAGCUGUACUCGUUCUCGCGGGUCCAGAAGCGCGAGCAUGCACUCGACAUCACCCACUAUCAGCCGCUGGUGACAGUUGUUCACGAGCCGUACUUUGGCAAUGUGGUGACUGCAUCCGAGGACGGAACGGUAGCGGUGUGGUCGGUGACAACCGGGACCAAGAUCAAGGAGUUUGCCGGCGCGACGCGCGGCGAUCCGCUGACCGCCAUGAUUCUGUGCAACAAGACUCGGAUUGCGACGGCAUCGCGGACGGGCAAAGUCUUCAUCUGGAACUUUAUGAACGGCAAGUUCCUCAAAGAGCUGCACAACAUUGACUCGGCCGAGGUCUCGGACCUUGCCUUUGCGCAUCAGCACUCGGCCCACAACACGUUUGUGAUGGAGCAAGUGGCGCGGGUGACGUCGCGCAAGGCCGCUCACGAGUUGCUUACCACGCUGCGACCGACCGAGGAUAACAAGUAUGUGAUCGCCGUCGGCUGGUCACGGCGACUGGCGGUGUGGCGCGACACGAAGCUCGAUGCCGACGCGUAUGUGUGGAAGCAGCUUCCCUCGCAUGGCGGAGUGUUUGACGACGAUGGCGAGAGUGCUGGCGAGAGUGCGUCUCGCCGGGCGCGCCGAGCGCGCCGAUCUCGGGCUGCCGCUGAGCAUGGCGUCGACGUCUCAUCGUCUGGCUGGGCCAAGGCCAAAGCCCGCGCCCGAGCGGAAACAAGAGCCCGUGCCCGGGCGAUGCGCGCACGAACUGCAGGCAAGGCGUCUCCGACGCCGCGGCGGAGCAGUUUGCUUGCAUCAACCGUGGCGUGGGAAGAGGACUCGGAGGACGACGAAUACGAGUACGAGUACGAGUACGAUGGCGGAGGGACGAGCGAGUUUGGUGGUCUUGGAGGGCACGACGAGCCACACCGUGAGGACGUACUCUGCUGCGAGUUUUACCCGCCCAACUUGCUGGCGUCGGCAGCGUACGAUGGCGAGAUUGUAGUGUGGAACCUCAACUCACAGCGGGAGCUGCAACGGAUGCAGGCGCCCGAGCAUCGCGAGCUCGUCGAGUCGUCGCACGCUGCAGGCGUUCUCGACCAUGUCGCGGCGCUUGACGCAGCGUCGAUUGGCGCCAUGACCUUUGUCGAGCCGCCGAGUAGGGCCAAAGCUGGCGGUGCGCUGCCGGCGAUUGCCGCUGGCUCUGGCGACGGCAUCGUGCGAAUUUGGCAACUGUGGGAUACCAAGAUGCCGCCAGUGACGACUCGGCGGCCGCCCGAGGCUGAAACAUCGGUCAAGGCGGUCGCAUACGACCCGAUGCUCUCGAUGCUGUUUGUAGGUGACUCGCGCGGGCGGAUCGGGGUCUACUCGUUGCGGGUGAGCUCGGAUCCGGGUGCCAUGCGGUGGUCGGUCGACGCUGGCCUAGUCGCGCUUGUCCAGGCUCAUGCAUGGGACGUCCCGCUUGUCUCACUACAAAUCGUUUCUUCGCGGCGCAAGCGGUACUCGGGCUAUCUAGUCUCGGGGGCGUCAGACUCUCGGGCUCGCCUCUGGCGGGUCAGCCCCGGUGCCGGCGGCCUCGGGUUCAUCGGCACCUUUGGCCAGCCGGCCAAAUGGAACCUGACCGAGGCCAAAGACAAUCUACCACCAGACAUGCCGCGGUCUGACGACGAGUCCGAUACCGAGAGCGGCGCCAGCGACAGCGUGGCGCUGCUGGCGGUAGUGGUGGCAUGGCGGAGCAUGUCAGCCGGUGGCGGCAGGACGGAUUCAAAGUAUGUCCGUGACGUUGUCGGAUGGUCUGAUCCGGAUGAUUUGGAAGAGCUUCGGCGAAAGCUGGGCGAGUACAACAAGAACAUGUAUGAUGCAGAGGCUGAAAAGUUGGGUUUCUCCUUUGCUGCCACCAAGUGGUCCUCGCUUGAGCGCCAGGAGAUUCGUUUCGACGUCCUCGCUAACUAUACCGAUGGCUUUCACGCGCUGGAUGGUCAGCAAGUGGUCGAUGUUGGGUGCGGUCAAGGCGCGCUGUUUGAGUAUGUUCGCAAAAACGCACCAGCUGUCGACAUGCGGUAUAUUGGUAUCGAUGUGUCCAAGGUCAUGGUAAGGACCGCCAAUGUCCGGCAUGGCCUGGUCCGUGGUGGUCAGCUCCGCAAGCUCCUCAAACGCUAUCCCGUCCUCGCCGACGUCAAGGUUGUCCGUGGGCCAAAAGACAAGACAAGGCCCAAGUUUGUGGUGCAAGACUUCCUGGACCCGGAUGCAGGCGUCGCCGCCGACUACUACGUCUGCUCGGGUUGCAUGACCAUCGGCGACGCCAAGCUGUGGGACAAGGUCUCCAAGCCGUUUGUCGUCAAGAUGGGCAGGCUCUCCCGCCGUGGCAUGUACUUUAACAUGCUCUCGCAGCGCCACAUGAAGUCCUACCCGGGCUUUGCCUUUUACGACUACGACGAGAUCUGCCAGUGGCUGGCCACUGUCUUCCCCGACGCCACCAUCCACGCCCGCCACGACUACCUCGAGUUCCGUGACUUUUCGAUCUUUGUCGAGUUUUAAGGAUGGCGGUGCUAGUAGAAGCGAGGCCAACACAGCCGAGUCAUGAUGAUGACGACGACGAUGACGACGAGGAGGAGGAAGAGGAGGAGGAGGAGGACGACUUCUUCUUGGCAGCGGCAUCGGCGGCAGCAGAGCUCGCGUCCGAGUCCGAGUCCGAGUCCGAGUCCGAUGACUGUGCGGCAGACGGC
Messenger RNA from Thecamonas trahens ATCC 50062, 4466 nucleotides. RefSeq lists its product as uncharacterized. The transcript is spliced from 3 exons. The record is from RefSeq and is a predicted model, not a curated record. Gene Ontology annotation, molecular function: protein binding; calcium ion binding. Lineage: Eukaryota; Apusomonadida; Apusomonadidae. The coding region runs from base 1 to 4278 and encodes 1425 amino acids.